AUGUCACUCUUGAGAGCGGGAGGAGCGAUUGUACUAUUGAGCGGUAUGAACAUAGAUGCUAGAGUGGUAACAAGAGGUAAUGUAGGCAAUCAGGGAUCACCAUUACUUCUUGGUCCUCAAGGUGGUGGUGCUACGCCUCCAUCGGCAAAUGAUAGUACAUCAUCAUCAGGGAGAUCGGGUGAUGAUGAUCCUCAAGACAGUAAUAAUAACGACGAUGAUGAUUCAGAUUCAGAUUCAGAUUCAGUUUCCACCUCUACCUCAACAGCUUCUGUCUCCACAAAAGCUUCAGGCAUAAGUACGACUACUUCCACUUCCACUUCCACUUCCCCUUCUACCUCAUCCUCUUCAUCGAUAUCAACAUCAAGAACAAAAACAUCCACCAUCAGUUCCAAUACAAUCUCUACAUCUUCACCAGCUCAUACCAGUGAGAAUCGAUUGAUUCCCCCCGAUCCACCUAAACAACCUUCCUCUGUGCGAUAUCUCGUGCCUGUAUUCCUCUUGAUCUUAAUCACCUUGGUAGGAUUCGGAUAUCAGAAGUAUCGUAAGAGGAAAAAGAGAAGAAGUCGAUCUUCAAUGGCUGGAAAAGAUUUUGAAAAAUUGAUGAAAAAUGGUAAUGAUCCGUUCCUCACCAGUGCUACUACUACCGAUAAUUCAAAUCCAUAUAGAGGUUGGAAAGAGAUUCCUUCGAAGGAUGAUGAUGAAGAUGAUGGGAUUUGGGAUUCAAGGAUGGAUGAUGAUGCGCCUCAGAUUAGGUUUAUAGAUGAAGAACAUAAUACUGUAAGAUUAGAGGGAUCGAGAGCCCCAACCGCAGGAGUAAAUGGAGGAUUGGUGAGAUCGGGUCAAUUUAUAUCGGCAAGUGAAAAAGGAUGGGGAUGGAGAGAAUCUUGGAACAAUUUCAAAUCUGCUAGAGGUAAAGAUAAUCGUAAUCACUUCAACACUAUGAGUGAUCUAGAAGAAGGUACGGGUGAUAUCGAUGGAGAGGAGAUAGAUGAGAAACAAACAAUGAAAUUGGUAAAAUCGAAUAAACUUUCUGCAUCUAUAACAUAUACCGAUAUACUUCCUGCGACAAGAGGUGUGAGUAUGGGUCAACAUGAUUAUCAUGAAGUUGCUAUAGAAGAUGAAUUAUCUUUAUCGUCACCAAGGGAAGGACAGAUUAGACAAUUGAAAGAUCAGUUGAACUCUUUGACUUAUCAAAACGAAAUCCCCCCGACAAAUACUGCACCGAAGAAAUCCAGUAGAUUGGAAAGGAAUAAAUCACCAAAUAGUAAACGACAAAGCAAACCAAUCAAAACUGAUAUCGGAGUUAAUCAAGAUAGUGUCAUGCCUGAGGCGCCCGAAUGGAUCAGACCACGUUCAGUCUCACCUACCAACCUAUCCAUCCUAAGUCCACCAAUGCAACCUCAUCUGUUCUUCCAUCCUUCGCCAAUACCAAACAAACGGAUCGAACCUUCUAUUAUCAGUGAAUAUAGUGAGAACGGGACGAUAUCAACUUUACCAAGUACACAAAAUACUCCUCAACCAUCACCCAACCCUGAUCCUGACACAAAUGUUAAAAUGCCUAGAAUACCAUCUACAGCAUCUGGUUUAGCAGGUAUAGAUUCUUUCUCUGUGGUAAACUCAAACAAAAUGCCACCAUCUGCUGGUGCCGACAAGAGAGAAAAGGGAUAUAUACCCUCUGGAUUAAAUCCUGUAUCCAACUCACCGAAAAAGAAUAAAGGGAUAUCAUCCCCUAAUAAGCUGAACUUGACAUUGAAACGUUCAACAGCCUUGAAAAACCUUUCCAACCCUUCUUCGAAAAAAUCUUCUUCUACUCUAUCUCCUGAUACUAUCAUCAAUAGACAGAAGAUAUCGAAGAAAAGUAGAGUAGAGAAGAAAGAGCUGAAGGCUAGAAACGAAGUUGAGGAUAUCCUUAAAGCAAGUUGGAGUGAUAGAGCGUUGAUCUCUCCUCCACUUGGGUCACCGACCAAUCAAGGAUUCGCAGAUCAUUUGAGGUCGCAGGGUGUUCCGGGAAUGAUGAGUCCUGGAUUGGAACAAGGUGGGAAUGGGAUUGAACAGAGGUUGGCUCUGUUGAAAGGGGUUGAUAUCUAG
Kwoniella mangroviensis CBS 8507 is the source of this 2088-nucleotide messenger RNA. RefSeq lists its product as uncharacterized. NCBI's taxonomy places the organism in Eukaryota, Fungi, Basidiomycota, Tremellomycetes, Tremellales, Cryptococcaceae. The coding region runs from base 1 to 2088 and encodes 695 amino acids. The record is from RefSeq and is a predicted model, not a curated record. The transcript has a single exon.